Messenger RNA from Melanotaenia boesemani (Boeseman's rainbowfish), 1517 nucleotides. It is a transcript of the gene mid1ip1a, whose product is annotated as MID1 interacting protein 1a. The transcript has a single exon. Gene Ontology annotation, cellular component: cytosol. Gene Ontology annotation, biological process: regulation of lipid biosynthetic process. The record is from RefSeq and is a predicted model, not a curated record. The coding region runs from base 261 to 758 and encodes 165 amino acids. NCBI's taxonomy places the organism in Eukaryota, Metazoa, Chordata, Actinopteri, Atheriniformes, Melanotaeniidae.
GACCGCCUUAAACGUGUGUGGGGGGGUCAUUACCUAUAUAUACCCUGCGCUACCGUCUCUACAAUUCAGAAAGAACGAGAAGGGCAUAACAGCGAAACGAGGAAACUGAAGAACCCAGCCCAGCUACCGGCACAACUCGCCUGAUUUACCGGAUAACCAAUCACCGCUGUAGCAUUGCAGACAAGCUCGGGCUACUUUAAGCCGAACAACGCCCAGAACCGCAUCACUUGCGCUCCUGAAGGGAAAACUCCACCGGCAAAAUGAUGAUGCAGCUGCCAGAAACCCCCAACCAGAAAAACUCCCUCUUCAACGCCAUGAACCGCUUCAUCGGCGCCGUGAACAACAUGGAUCAGACCAUUAUGGUGCCCAGCCUGCUACGGGAUGUCCCGUUGGAUGAGGAGCGGGACAUGGCCCCGCUGAAGUCGGACAUGGACGAGGGAGACAUGUACAGCUACUACCAGCUGCUUAAAUCCAUCCGCAGUGACAUCGAGUGGGGCGUCAGGUGCGCCACAGCAGACGAGAGGCGUAAGGAAAGCAUGAAGAUCACCCGCACGCACUCGUCCGCAUCCACGUCCUCUGCGUCGUCAUCAUCAUCGUCAUCAUCUGAGGAGGAAGAUGAGGAGGACGAGGAUUUGAAAAAGCAGUUCCAGUUCCACCUCACCGGGCUGCAAGGGGUGCUGUCCAAGCUCACCCAGCAGGCCAACUGUCUGACAAAGCGCUACAAAAAGGAGAUUGGCAUUGGAGGAUGGGGCCAGUAAACGCACAGAAACUUUGGGUUGUUUUUUCUGGCUGAAUUGACUUUUCUCAAUAGGCCUUUUCCCUGCUGCUGUUACUGAUUACAUGUAAGAACAGACAUUAAUGGAAAAGAAGAGAGAAGCGUUUUAUUUCCUGUGGCCUACCAGGUGUUGGUGUAAAACUGACUGUAGAUGUGUUGAUCCUGAAGAAAGCCUUGUGUACUAAACUGCAACGUUUUGCACUCCUGCUUUGUGCACAUUUUCUACUCAGGGCAUGAGAUACACUGAUGAAACAUAUUUAAACUUUUAUUUAAUGUAUUUAUUACCUCACACUGUAUGUUUGAGAGCCGAUAGUUAUUUCAAAGGUGGAGACGAAGUGGACUGUUUGACACUGCCAUUUUGAACAACCCCUCUGGAUGGGGAUACUGACAAAAGAUUUAGCAUCCUUUCUGUGAUGCUGGUGAUGUUGGUGUGUUCAGAUGGUUUUAUUUUAUUCUUUUUUUCUCUUUUCAGUCUGAUGUUUUUAAAAUUGUUCUACACUUGGAAGGAGGCAUGCUCACUGUACUGCCUGUGAUUUCCUCAUGUCCUGUAUGGUCAAUGAACUGGAAUCAACUGAUAAUUCUUCUAUGUGGAGAAUAAUGAAGUUUUCCACGAGAUACUGUCAUUGUCAUUUAUCCUGUUGGGCAUUCAUUUAAGUCCAUCUGUUAAAAGAAGCAAAUGCUUUUUCUAUGCACCUUGUGCACUUUUUUUUUUUACUAUUAAUAAAAAUUUUAUAAAAAUUUU